Myzus persicae (green peach aphid) is the source of this 1389-nucleotide messenger RNA. RefSeq lists its product as uncharacterized. NCBI's taxonomy places the organism in Eukaryota, Metazoa, Arthropoda, Insecta, Hemiptera, Aphididae. Bases 1 to 1389 code for a protein of 462 amino acids. The transcript has 3 exons. The record is from RefSeq and is a predicted model, not a curated record.
AUGGAAUAUCAAUUAAUUCCAAUACCAGGCGAUGGAAAUUGUUUAUUUCGUUCCGUGUCACAUUUAAUAUUCGGCACGCAAGAAGAACAUCGAAGUAUUCGAUUAAGAGUGGUUAACUUGGUGGUAAAUAAUUGGGAUGUGUACAAAGAAUUUGUCAUUGGUGAUCUUUCGUAUAGACUACCUAUUUAUAAUUCUAAUGAUUACGAACAGUUGAUGAGCCUAAAUGGCGAGUAUGCUGGUCACGUCGAACUUGAAUGCAUUAGUCGACUUUAUUCAAAUCAUACAUUUCGUGUGUAUAGAUCUAAUGAUCUUAAUGAAUUUGUAGAUUAUGGUUCUGGUGUUACAAUGUUCCUACCUAAAGAAAUAACUGCAAACACUAAUAAUAAGCGUAAAACACAUUCUUUAACUGGUAGACGAGAAAGAAAAAAACAUAAAGAAACCCGGAAUCACAGUGUAUUAUUGUUUAAAUUAUUUUAUAAAUGCGCUUUAUCACAUAAUAUAGUUCACGUUACUCCCUAUAAUUUGGGUGAUUUAACAUUUAAAUGCGAGCAUUGUCAUUCGUUGCACUUUGAGUGUGAAAAAACGACAAGAGGGCAUUUCAGUUUAUGUUGUGGUAAUGGCAAAAUAUCUUUACCGGAGAGCCGUUUGCCUAAUGAAAUAUUUGAUUUGUUUGUUGGUGAAAAUGAUGAGUCCAAACAUUUUAGAGAACAUAUACGUCAAUAUAACAGUGCGAUGUCAUUUGUCUCUUUUGGUUCUCACAUAACAUUACCAUCGGGGUAUGGGCCUUAUUGUUUUAAAAUACAUGGUGAUAUAUAUCAUCGUAUUAGUUCCCUUUAUCCUAGCUCAGGCCAAAAUCCAUCGUAUGGUCAAUUAUAUAUUUUAGACUUUGCUGAAGCAAACAAAGUUAGAUUAAACAAAUCACAAAAUAUAUUACUUAAAAGUUAUAUACUUGAUAAAUUACACAAUGUAUUAUCUAACAUAAAUCCAUAUGCUAAAUCGUACAAACAAAUGCAUGAACUAACGGUUCAUGGUGGGAGUUCAACUACUAUUAAUAUGAUUAUGCGAUUUUAUCAUGAACCUAGAGAAGAUAUCCGUAGGUACAACGACCCAACAGUUUCUAAAAUCGCAGCAGUAUUUGAAUCUUCAGAUGGCGCACCUCCUUCACAUAGACAAAUAUCAGUUUACCCAAAAAAAGGAGAUAUACAAAGAAUUGAUUACGACAGCAUGCACUGUGACCCUAUGACUUACGUUUUAAUAUGGCCGUACGGAGAACCAGGCUGGUAUAUAAAUAUGCAAUAUAAUGGUAAACGUAAAACUGCCAAAAGAUGCAACAUUUCCAUGCGUGAAUAUAUAUGUUUUUUCCCACCGUACCCCGGCAGCGACGGGUAA